UUGAAUCAACCAAACCGCAUUAAGUCAAAACCAGACUCGAGACCGCACGUGCGAACACUUCGAUUCUCAUCCACGUUCCGCAUUACGAAGACCUUCAAGAAGACUUUUGAUCAGCUGGAUCUGGCUUGCAGAUCCCUUUUAUGAUACCACGAUGAAGCUUUUGGAAAUCCAGGCCGCGAUUGGAACGGCGAUUCUUCUUCUUUCUGCGCCUUGCGAUGCGAAACUUAGUCGACAUUUGUCGCAUUUGGGAUCAUUGGAGAGGCGACACAAUCAUCACAAGAAAGCACACACUUCACCAAGGGUUGAAGGCAUUGAAGGACCACACACAAAUGACUUGAAGAAGCGCUCGACAUGUCCUUUCCCUUCGAAUGCUGGUCUCGUCGCUGUUACACCUGGGUCAUCCAAUGGUGGGUGGGCGAUGAGCCCAGACCAACCAUGUGGGCUCAACUCUUAUUGCCCGUAUGCUUGUCCACCAGGCCAAGUCAUGGCGCAAUGGAGUCCGGCUGCGACGUCGUACACAUAUCCCGAGUCAAUGGCCGGUGGACUUUAUUGUGACGAGAAUGGAAACGUUAACAAGCCAUUCCCGAGCAAGGAAUAUUGUGUCUCCGCUAGUGGUCCCGUGCAAGCAGUCAACAACUGUGGAAGCACUGUCUCUUACUGCCAAACAGUGCUUCCAGGAAACGAAGCAAUGUUAAUUCCCACAGCAGUAGACAGCUCAGCAGAUCUGGCUGUCCCAGGACCAAGCUACUGGUGUAGCACUGCAGCUCAUUAUUACAUCAAUCCUCCAGGAGUCGAUACUGGCGAUGCUUGUGUUUGGGGUGACGGAUCAAAACCAAUCGGCAAUUGGGCCCCUUACGUAGCAGGUGCUAACACAGACAACAACGGAAACACAUUCGUAAAGAUUGGCCUUAAUCCCAUCUGGACUGGCUGUGAUCUUUCCCAGACGACCCCGACUUUCGGUGUUAAGAUUGAAUGCGUUGGCGGAGGCUGUAAUGGCUUGCCAUGCUCGAUCGAUCCUUCUAACGGCGUGGGUGUCGUGACGAGCCCAGAUUCAGCUACAGGCGCUGGUGGUGCAGACUUCUGUGUCGUUACAGUUCCCUCUGGCUCGACCGCCAAUAUUAUUACAUUCAAUGUUGGUGGAUCCAGCGGUUCCUCAAACUCCGGAUCCUCGAGCGCAGCAGCCAGUCCUGUCGCAUCAAGUAAAGCUGCUCCAACCCCUAGUCCGACUCCAACACCGACACCUACACCCACGCUAACGCCCUCGCCGUCUUCCACCUCCUCAACGACAAGCAGCUCCAAAGCGGCCAGCUCAACCGUCGUCUAUUCCUCGAGCUCUACUUGGUCUAGCUCGGCUUUUUCAUACAGUUCUUCAAGCGCCGCCAGCAGCUCGACAUCAGCAAGCGCAACUGCAGACAAUUCGCCACACGUCUUCUUCCAGGGAAACAGCACUGGCACCACAAAUGGCUCAAGUCUCGUGACCGGCACAGGAGCUCUGCCCACUAAUCCAACCAGCCCAGCUGGAUCGACCAGCACCAAACAAUCUGGAGCUUCCGAGACAUUCACUCCCGAGAGCCUCUUCGGCCUCAUUAUCAUGUUCGCCGUUGCUGGUAUCCUCCUUUGAGCCACCACCACAUCUGUCUAUAUUCACUAUGUCUAUACCAUUCUACCUUUCAACGGCUUAGUCCGUUUUACGACCCUUCCGCUUAUCUACUACUUAUAUUCUAAUACGUCUGGAUUUACGUAAUGUCUAUCACUAUUUCUCUCGACGAUGUAUACCUCCCAUUUUGGGCGCUGGUUUCUCGAGAUCUUCUACUCUUCGAUGAAUAUC
Mollisia scopiformis is the source of this 1828-nucleotide messenger RNA. RefSeq lists its product as uncharacterized. Bases 152 to 1621 code for a protein of 489 amino acids. NCBI's taxonomy places the organism in Eukaryota, Fungi, Ascomycota, Leotiomycetes, Helotiales, Mollisiaceae. The transcript is spliced from 3 exons. The record is from RefSeq and is a predicted model, not a curated record.